AUGCUGGUGCCACGAGCGAGGGUGCAUCCAGGUCGCCUUCUUCUGCGUCGAAAGGCGAAAGAGGGUGUCGAUCAGGAGGAGGCGCUGUUCUGCGCGGGUUCGCUGAAGGAGGAAGUGGUCGUUGCUGCAGUCGCCGAGUCUAUGAGGACCCAGCACGCACUUCCAGGCGGUGUGGUCUGCCCUGACAAGGACGCUGAAGUCGCCAACGGCAUUCAGCUUGUCUGCCUUCGACAAAGUCGCCAGGUGGGUGUGCAGGUCUUCGUAAGGCUUUUCUCCACCUUGUCGGAGUUGGCCAUUGUGGGAUCUAGACGAUGAUUACUGUGGCGAAGAGAUAGGUAUAGGGUCAUCAGUCGGUCGUUGAUGCCCUGCGACGGAAAGGAAAAUAUUCCGACGAUGUCGUUCCAGCCCCGCGUCGCUCAUCCUGUUGGUGACCGCCUCCUCUUGCCGAACCUGCUCGGAGGACUGGAUCUCUCUGAGAGCAGUGAUGUCGACUUUAGUGCACCAGUUCUCGAACGACUAUCACUGGUCUCCAUUCCUGAGAGCUACUCCCCGAUUGUCUAA
Messenger RNA from Spirometra erinaceieuropaei, 561 nucleotides. The record is from the annotation of a GenBank genome assembly. Lineage: Eukaryota; Metazoa; Platyhelminthes; Cestoda; Diphyllobothriidea; Diphyllobothriidae.